GAGUACAGUUUGUAUUUGAGACCGUCAGGGACGAUCGAGCCGUUCAGGUUAGUUGGGAUGGCGACACGGAAGCCGGAUUACGACCAAGUGAAGGCCAUCAUGCUCGCGGCGGCGAACGAGAAAAACACGGUGUUGCUGCCGGAUUUGGACUACGUGAGAGACAUGCUGGCGAAAGCGCAGGAGUCGGAAGCACAAGGGUCUUCUCGCAACAUCUCUCAACCGAUCGACUACGAAUACAGAAAAGCGGAAACUUACGGCCCGUACAAGUACAAUUUCACGACGGGAAAAGCCGGGCUGAUUAUCCCGCGGCUUUUACCGAACGACACGCGCGAGUACUGGUACCAGUUUGUCAGCUCGUACUUGGACAAGUCCGGCCAGGUCGGGGCAAAUUACGGCGGAUCGACGAACGUGAAAGUCCCGACCGAUUUUCUCUACGACAACACCGUCUCCACCGACAACAAGAUCGCGAUUGAGUCCAUCGCCGAGGUCACGCCGGACUUCACUUCCUCCUACGAACAGCUAGAGAAGGAAUUGGCGCGCCGCGACACGUACGAGCAGCACGAGUCGGACAAGGAAGUGGAGGAGGGAAGGGAGAAGCAGCAGGUGCUUGCGCAGCUGAAAUUUUCCAAGGCCUACAGCUACGACAGAUCUCUACUGCACCAAAUCACGGUGAUGGAAAGACUUCCACUAAGAGGGAAUAACUUGAACAGCUACAAGUUCUCGUCGGAAUCGGUGGUGCAGAAGUACGACGCCUUUCUCGUCGCGGC
This is a messenger RNA of Amoebophrya sp. A120, 767 nucleotides long. NCBI's taxonomy places the organism in Eukaryota, Dinophyceae, Syndiniales, Amoebophryaceae. The record is from the annotation of a GenBank genome assembly.